AUGAGUGUUUUUUUCGAAACCAAUAAAGGCAAUUUGGUCGUGGACCUUGAAUAUUCCAACCCAUGCUUUGAAAAAGAUUCGUUUUUGUUUGUGGCGUUGGCCCAUUUGAACGAAUGGCUCUUAUCUGAGUUUGAAGGUUUCGACAAGAACGUGCUGCUUACGGGUCCUGAAGUGGGCGUGCCUGUGGCUGUUCAGAGGCUUUUGGAGAGGAAGGAGUUGAAGAAUGGGAGUGGUGAUGUUGAGGAGACGGCGCCGCCGGGAUCCGUGGAGGUGUUGAACUCCGAUGGACGGUUCCAGUUUCAGGUAAACUUGGCACCGAAAACGUCGAAACGGGUUGUGGGAAGGGUUGCUGAGGGGUUGGAUGUGCUUGAUGAUGUUAAUAAAGGCGACGGGAAGCUUAGGAUUUUGCAUAGCCACGUGGUGUUUGAUCCGUUUCUGAUGAACGUGGAUUCUUUGGGUCUGCGCAAGUCAGAGAAGGAUUUGGCGCCAGAAACGAUCAAGAAGGUUCUAAAAGCUGGUUCUUCGGGCGACGACGAUGAAGCGUCCGUGGAAGCGUUGGCUUUGGAGCUUUUGGGCGAUCUUUCCCACUAUAAAGUGAAACCGUCGCCAGAAACGCUUUUCGUCGCCAGAUUGAACCCCAUCACCACAGAAAACUCGCUCGAGGUGAUCUUCUCGAGGUUCGGCACCGUCAGAAAGGCACAGAUUCUUUCCGGCAAGAAAAUCAAGUACGCUUUCGUCGAGUUCACUACGAAAGAAGCCGCCGAAGAAGCGUACACUCAGCUCCACGACAACUGCUCCAUCGACGGGCACCAGGUGCUCGUGGACUUCUCCCAGUCUACAAAAAACAAAUUACGAUAA
Molecule: messenger RNA, 858 nt
Organism: Candidozyma haemuli
Lineage: Eukaryota; Fungi; Ascomycota; Pichiomycetes; Serinales; Metschnikowiaceae
Exons: 1
Coding region: 1-858 (285 amino acids)
Cellular component (GO): nucleus
Molecular function (GO): RNA binding
Source: RefSeq, a predicted model, not a curated record